Messenger RNA from Pyrus x bretschneideri (Chinese white pear), 1245 nucleotides. Its product is annotated as truncated transcription factor CAULIFLOWER A. Gene Ontology annotation, molecular function: DNA-binding transcription factor activity, RNA polymerase II-specific; protein dimerization activity; RNA polymerase II cis-regulatory region sequence-specific DNA binding. The transcript has 8 exons. The record is from RefSeq and is a predicted model, not a curated record. Lineage: Eukaryota; Viridiplantae; Streptophyta; Magnoliopsida; Rosales; Rosaceae. Bases 259 to 1026 code for a protein of 255 amino acids. Gene Ontology annotation, cellular component: nucleus. Gene Ontology annotation, biological process: positive regulation of transcription by RNA polymerase II.
AAAUAUACAACAGAGAAUUGAGUCACUCGUAUAUAGACAGAGAAGGAGAUAUACAGAGAGAGAGAGAGAGAGAGAGAGAGAGAGAGAGAGAGGGAGCAAAAGCCAUCUGUGUGCCAUCUGGUUCUUUCUCUCCCAUUUUUUCUUGGUUUCUUGGUGGGAUUUCUGGUUUCUCUAAACCAGGAGCAACCAUAUAUUUAUAACGAGGAUUAUUAAUUAUUACUUUUUUAUUUAUAAUAAUAAAUAAUUGUUAGAGAGAUUAUGGGGAGGGGAAGGGUGCAGCUGAAGAGGAUUGAGAACAAGAUCAACAGGCAGGUGACCUUCUCAAAGAGAAGGUCGGGGCUGAUGAAGAAAGCUCAAGAGAUUUCUGUACUUUGUGAUGCUGAGGUUGCUUUGAUUAUCUUCUCCACCAAAGGCAAGCUCUUUGAGUACUCCAAUGAUUCCUGCAUGGAAAGGAUCCUGGAAAGGUACGAAAGAUACUCAUAUGCAGAGAGGCAGCUUCUUGCAAAUGAUAAUGAAUCCACUGGAAGUUGGACUCUGGAACAUGCAAAGCUCAAGGCUAGGGUGGAGGUUUUACAAAGAAAUCAAAGACACUAUAUGGGAGAAGAUCUCCAAUCCUUAAGUCUCAAAGAGCUUCAAAAUUUAGAGCAACAGCUUGAUUCUGCACUGAAGCACAUAAGGUCAAGAAAGAACCAAGUUAUGUACGAAUCGAUUUCUGAGCUCCAGAAGAAGGAUAAGGCAUUGCAGGAGCAAAACAACUUGCUGGCAAAGAAGGUGAAGGAGAAGGAGAAAGCAGUAGCUCAACGGCCACAAUUGGAGCAUGCGCAGGAGCAGAGGUUGGACUCCUCUUCCUCCCUUCUUCCACAGGCAUUGCAGUCCUUGAACUUCGGCAGCGGGUCCAAUUACCAGGCCAUUAGAUCAAGUGAGGGAAUACCAGGAGAUAAUCAGCAGGAUGGAGAUGAAACUCCAACUCCACGUAGACCUAACAUGCUGCUGCCCCCUUGGAUGCUCCGCCACCUUAAUGAAUAGAAGAAUUCAUCACCAUGAAAUAAUAUUAUCUCCAAAGGGAAUAAUAUUAUAUAACAUCAAUUAAUCAAGUAAACAUAUUAUACUUAUAUAUAUCUAUAUAUCUAUACCAAGAAAUUAAUUGGUAAUGUGCAUGAUGAAAACCCUAGACUCGAUCUAGCUCCAAAUGUGUAUCGUAUGUUGGAAUUCAAUUAAUAUAUCUUAAGGGCUAGUUUGGUAUUA